This is a messenger RNA of Argiope bruennichi, 1590 nucleotides long. RefSeq names its product testis-expressed protein 9-like. Lineage: Eukaryota; Metazoa; Arthropoda; Arachnida; Araneae; Araneidae. The record is from RefSeq and is a predicted model, not a curated record. The transcript is spliced from 11 exons. Bases 404 to 1492 code for a protein of 362 amino acids.
UGAAGAUGCAUCCAUGUGCAAAUUUUCUGUGAUCAUUUUUUUAAUUUUGAAAUUAAUACUAUAUUCACUUAUAAAUUUACAAGUAUCUGGUGUGAAGCUAAGAGUUCAUAAUCCAUUCUACAUAAAUUUUGUGCCAGGAUAUUGGCAACUAGAAGUUCGUCUGCGUUUCUAUGGGAACUGAAGCUCGGAGAAUUUUACAAACAUCGGUACGACAGGUUAAAGCAAUUCUUUCCUGAUUGAUUAAAUUAUUAAAGACAAUUUACCCAAAAUUAGCAUUUUUGAAUAAAAAAAUAGAUAGUUGAUGCUUACUCCAUUUUUUAAAGAGUGUGUAAAUUUGUGAUAGAUUAAUAGCAAGUUAUAAAUCACCAGAAAAAUACUGAAGGCUGAAUUUACCUGACCCAUCAUGAAUUCUACUGGAGCACGACCAAAAAACAGGCAUGCCAGAAAUGAUGAAAAUCAACAGAGUGAUGGUAAUGAAGGCUCCGAUGGAAAAGAUGAAGAUCGAAAUAGAAGUAAUGAACAAGAAAAUGAAAAUUCUGAACAAAGGGAUGAAAAUGAUUUGUUUCCUGAUCCCCCUGAUGGGUCUUCUCAUAAUGAGCAAAAUGAUACUCAGAAUAAGGAGAGUGCCAGCAGUGAUGGAUCUAAACGAAUGAGUCCAGUUCAUUUUGAAGAAAGAGAGCCCAAAAAGACUACAAGUACUUCUAGCUAUAAGCCACCUAGGAGAUAUCCUAAUCGUGAUUCGUUAUUAAACAGACACAGAGACUUAAGUCAAGAAAACAAAAGGCUAUUGGCUUCAACGGUUACCCGCAACUCAUCUUUGGCUCCUUUAUUGCGAGAAGGAGGUGGCUUGGGAGGAAUACUGGGAGACAUUCCGGAUUAUUAUACUGACGAGGUGACUGUGCAAUUUUUAAAUGCUCAAGUUAGAAGUUUGAAAGAAGAAUUAGAGACUUUAAUACGGGAAUGUGUUGAUAAGGACGAAAUGAUUAUUUUGCUAGAACAGCGAUUAAAAGACACUGAAAUAGACCGAAGCAAGUUACAACGUGAGAAUUCUAACAAAGAACAGCAAAUAGAAAAAUUGCAAAAAGCGUUAGAUGAAACGAAGGAUAAAUGUGACAGGAUAAAAAAAGAAUUAAGUUUUGUGAAUAAAGAAACUGACAUUUUAAAGCAGGGCCAAAGGCAAGCAGCUUCUAUCAAAUCCAGCCUCGAGACCAAACUUUCUCGAGCUUUAGAAGAAAAUGAAAGAAUUAAAACUGAAUUACGUCAAGCCAAACAGGCUGCGAAAGAAGCUCAAGAAAACUACCAAAGAAAAAUGGAAGAACUGUCAACUGAAAAUAGAAGAAUUGACAAACAAAACGCUGAAUUACAUAAUGCUAUUAAAAAGCAGAUGCAACUUAUUAACAAUUUAAAAAGACAAAAGAUGCAUAUUGAAGCCGCUACAGCUGUUCAAUUUUCAGAAGAAGAGUUUAUGAAAGCCUUAGAUAGAGGUACUUGAAAUGUGACAUAAAUUUCAAGCCCUACAUAUUAUAAAUUUGUUGAUGUCUGGAUAUUUCAUGAGUGCCUUCUUGUCUGUAUCCGUUCAUACUUAUUUAA